GCCAACUGAUGGAUUUUUAUUUUUAUUUUUUAUACUCCAAAAUCUCAUCUUUUUGUUUUUCUUUUGUUUUGGUUUGACUGCGCGUGAGUCCAUCGGGUUCGUUGGCGAGAUUUAACGAUGAUGGUAUUGGGUUCGUCUUUUAAUUCGGGUCUCUAGUCUUCCCUCUUUUUUAGGAUUAUUAUUAUUUUCUUCUUUGUUUUUAUUGUGAUCUUAAGGAAAGGUCGCACGGUGCUAGGGUUUGUUCUUCCGUGUUGGUUUACUUUACUCUUCGUCGCUUCUUUGCCCUCUUCUUGGCCUCCGUCUUCUUGUUCUCCGACCUUCUUUCCCUCAAAUCCGUUGAUUUCCUUCCGGCGGCGUCGACUCCCGGUCGAUUUUUUGCGAUUGGAGGGGUUUUUGAGGCGUUUGGACGAGAAAAUAUUGGAUUUUGUUGAGGAUUUGAUCUUUUUAACGAUUUUCUUGGGGCCGGGGCUCUGGAUUUGGGGCUUGGUCGUGGAUUUCGAGUUUGAAUUUGGGGCUCGGUGGAUGGGAGUGGAGUGGCAUGCAUAAAAGAUGUUUCAAGCUCCAAGUUUUUCGAAACAGGGCUGUAGGCUUAUUGCAGUGUUAUGCGGGGAGUUUGCCGAGAGGAAAAGGGAGGAGGUGAAGCAUCGGUCUUCAUAUCCUUUCCCUGAGCUUGUGUCGUCCGGGCGCCUGGAGGUUCACACUCUUGUUAACCCGACAUUGGAUAAAAUCAGGGAUGCUCAGAAGUCAUUGGAUCCAAAUAUUUUGUACUUCCAAGGGGAACAACUUGAGAAUGAAGAAGAAAUUGGUUCUCUUGUUUGGGGAACAGUCGAUGUGUCAGAGCCUCAAACAUUUAGCUCCCUUAUCGGUCCAUCAUUACCUACCAUCGUUUAUCUGGAGGUCCCAAAUGGUGAAAAAAUUGCGCAAGCACUUCAUUCCAAGGGAAUUCCAUAUGUGAUAUAUUGGAAGAAUUCAUUUUCGUCUUAUGCAGCUUCUCACUUUCGCCAAGCAUUGCUGUCUGUUGUACAGAGUUCAUGUAGCCAUACAUGGGAUGCAUUUCAACUUGCACAUGCAUCUUUUUGGCUAUAUUGUGUACGAAACAACUAUGUUUUGCCAGCUGACAGCCAAAAGGUUAGUGGGAAACCUGGGCCCCGUUUACUGGGAGAUGCUCCUAAGAUUAAUAUAACUCCUCCAGACAAAGUUAUGGGUGAAGAAAAAGAAGAAGAAGAAAGCUCAUCCGAUAAUCUACCUGCUAUAAAAAUAUAUGACGACAAUGUGGAUACAAGAUUUCUUGUUUGUGGAUUACCAUGCACAUUGGACGCUUGUCUGCUGGGUUCCUUGGAAGAUGGCCUUAAUGCCCUCUUGAACAUUGAAGGUAUUGUGGCAUCGCAUGCACGCCCAGAGCCGGCAACAGACUGGCACAAACUGAUUCGUGGGAGCAAACUUCAAAAUCGAAUCAGUGCUGCACCCCCUCCUCUUCAAGCUGGGACAUUUUCUCGUGGAGUUGUGACAAUGAGAUGUGAUCUCACAACUUGUAGUUCCGCUCAUAUCUCACUUUUAGUGUCUGGUAGUGCACAAACAUGUUUCGAUGACCAGCUGUUAGAAAGUGAAAUAAAACAUGAGCUCAUUGAGAAGAGUCAGCUAGUUCGUGCUCUUCCAAAUUGUGAGGAAAUCAAGCCUUCUUUAUCUGAACCUCUGAACUCUGUUUCUAUAGCUUGUGGGGCUCCAGUGUUUGAAGUUUGGAUGAAGGUUCCAUCUUGGGCUGCUCAGGUCUUGAGACAACUUUCACCUGAAGUCUCUUAUCGUAGCUUGGUUACACUUGGUGUUGCAAGUAUUCAGGGUAUUUCAGUUGCUUCUUUUGAGAAGGAUGAUGCAGAUCGCCUUCUAUUCUUUUGUACAAAACAAGGGAAAGACUUGAGCAUACAAGAUGGGUUGCUUUGUAGUGUGCCUACCUGGUCGUCCUCUCUUAUUAGAAAAAGAUCCAGACCCAUUCCAGAUAGAAAACCUAUGACAUGUAACGGUACUUUGAGUGAGAAUGGAGCAACUUUUUUGAAAGAUGAUCAGGAUGUCAAGGUAGACGCAAGUUUGGUAGAAGGGAUUAACCUGUCCCCCAUGACAGUUAAAAAGAGAUUGAGGCUUGCUGCAAUGAGGCCAAUUCCUCACUCUCGGCAGUGCAGGAUGCUGCCUUUCUCUGGAGUUCCUCAGACUGAUUUGAAUAAUGGAAAUCAGGCAAAGCCUAACCUGCCAGUUGUACCUUCAGUAAAGCACAAUAUUGUUCCUCCUGCUCCUUCAACACACAGGAAAUCCAUUUCAAGUUCUUCCCAUGCUCAGCAGAUAAUUUCUUUAAACCCUCUGCCAAUGAAAAAACAUGGAUGUAACAGAUCCCCAAUUCAAGUUUGCUCCGAAGAAGAAUUUUUGAAGGACGUUAUGCAGUUUCUAAUCCUUAGGGGGCAUAGUCGACUUGUUCCCCAAGGAGGAAUAUCUGAGUUUCCUGAUGCCAUACUCAAUGCCAAGCGCCUGGACCUUUUCAAUUUGUAUAGAGAGGUGGUUUCAAGAGGAGGUUUUUAUGUUGGGAAUGGCAUAAACUGGAAAGGUCAAGUUUUUUCAAAGAUGCGCAACCAUACAGUUUCCAAUAGAAUGACAGGUGUUGGGAAUACGUUAAAAAGACAUUAUGAAACUUACUUGUUGGAGUAUGAACUAGCACAUGAUGAUGUGGAUGGAGAGUGCUGCUUGCUGUGUCGCAGUAGUGCUCCUGGUGAUUGGGUAAACUGUGGGUUAUGCGGUGAAUGGGCCCACUUUGGUUGUGAUAGACGGCAGGGUCUUGGUGCUUUCAAGGAUUAUGCAAAGACAGAUGGGUUGGAAUAUAUUUGCCCUCACUGUAGUUUGACAAAUUUUAAGAGAAAAUCACAGAAAAUGGCAAAUGGGUUUUUGAAUACAUCCUCCAUUCCACGGCCCAUGUAAUCUCUUUCUUUUACUUCCCCCCUCUCUUUUUGCAUACAAGCCGAGCCCCCAGUUUGUGGAGGGGUUAUAAUUUGUAUGAUCCCCAUUGUUGUUUCAUUAAUGUUAGUCUAGGCUGAUAUUUUUAGAUAGCUCCUGAACACCAUACGGAAGGAAUAUAAGAGAAAUGUUCAUUUAUAUGGAUGCUGUCAAUCCCAUCCUUGUCUUUCACUA
Molecule: messenger RNA, 3168 nt
Organism: Elaeis guineensis (African oil palm)
Lineage: Eukaryota; Viridiplantae; Streptophyta; Magnoliopsida; Arecales; Arecaceae
Product: AT-rich interactive domain-containing protein 4
Molecular function (GO): DNA binding
Source: RefSeq, a predicted model, not a curated record